AUUAGCAACCUUUCCCAGCUGUCGAUCGGUUUUCCAUGUGAUUUUCUGAGUAGGUGCAUGUGUGUUGCUGCUGUUGCUGUGCUAAUUCCUCCAACGCGGCUAACUCUACGAAGCCGGCAGUACGAUAGUAACACGCGAAAAUCUGCCGGAGAAUCACAUACACAAACCAUCGAAAUUAUUUCAUCCCGAGCGGAACCGGUACGGUCAAAAUCCCAGCAAGAAAGUGCGGCGGCAGAAACACGUGGACGAUACCCGUAAAGUUCCCGCACCGUAGGACGACCGGAGCAGUAUGUGUGCGUGUGUGUAGAUGUGUGAGCGAAGCAGACUGUACAGCACCAAUGCCGAAAAAGAUCGGGCAAGGUGUUGAAAAGUGUGUGCUCCGGGAUUCCUUGCUCAAGAGAGUAGCUGUGCUUUGCCGUUCCUUCAAUCCCCACGACACGCGGGGCCCAGGAUAGCCAGAAUAGAUGUGUUGGCAUCCGGUGUUAAAUUCGACCAUCCAUUGAAAACGCCGGGAGCCUUCGUUGUGUACGUUUAGGGCUACCGAAUUGUAGCGGACAGCUGCAGCGAUACUACAGGUUAUAGUGCGAUCUCGGUUCUGAGAGCAAUAUUUCAGAACCGAGAGGUGUAGUUAAACGAAUUUGGGAACAUCUACGAAAGCCAGAGAAAGCAUACGAAAAUCGCCAGGAGCUUUGGUGGGAGUCUAGUUGUUCCGGUGCAUUGUUGCACGCGGAAGUGGGAGAAUUAGUCUUUCACACACACACACAAACCAAAGUCUGUCAAUUGAAGUGUCGAACAAGUUGUUUGCCAAGACCGGGGAUCAGGAAAUCAUGAUAAAUCUCUCCACGUCGGCAGCGGCACAUGCAUACGCUUGUCGUACUGGCGGAAGCGGAAUGGUAGUAGGCAGAGGUGUGCCAAACAGUCGAGGUAUCCGUUCGCUUACGGCGGCAGUUGCUGGGACAGACAACACGAUGGAAACGGGCGUUGGAGGCUUGGAAAUGCUCAACCAAGGAUACGGCAGCAUUGGCUUCCGUAACAAUCGGUUUCAGUACGAAAUACCCACGGUUGGCCAGCACUAUGGAAAUGCCUUUCAUCUGGCGGAAGAUGAUGAAGAGGUGCGCGAUUUUCUCGUCGAACAUGAACGUUACGGCACCGAUGUGCACAACGUCGUCAUGGAGGAACACAUCGCUGAGGAUGAGGAUGAGGAGGAGGAUAUCGAAAUGUCCACUGCAGUCGAGGUGAUAUCGAUUGAUCCAAAUUGUGAUUACGACACAGAUGACGAAGAGGAUGAUGGGGAGGAAGAGGAUGAGCACGAGAACGAGGAAGAUGUAAAAUGUGGGAUCGAUGCAGUACAACAGUAUACAAAUGUUGAAUCGGGAAAAGAGGCCACUUACCUCCAGCCGCUCUCGAGCCAAAACUUCGCAAUGUCUAACGUUGCACACAAUGUGGCGGUACCGGUGGAUUGGAAACCGGCUGUGUUAGAAAUCGAUGGUGAAGUGUGCGGAGCGUACAGUAGUGUUCGUGACAUGAAGGAUGAGCUGGUGGAAACCGUAAAUCGCAGUAGAAGUAGAAAUAGUAGUAAUACUGAAAGCAGUUCCACUAGCAGCAGCAGUUCUAGUCGAGAUAGCAGCACAAGCAGCACGCAUGCCUCCGAUAAAGAUAGCUGCAUUCAAUUACCUUUUGUCUCCACCCGGCAACCGGAUGCGCAAGAGAAGGGGGGUGCCUUGGUGCACCAGUACCACCACGAACCGUACCAUUCCGAAGAAGAGGUAGACGAGGAAGAAGAUGAGGAUGAAGAGGAUGAUGAUCCUGGUUUAGAUUUUAGCCCCUCGAAAAAUACACUUUGGGAGCUUCCGGCCAAACUGCUUCAGGAUACGUCGGGCCCAAAGAAAUCCAAAGCACAACCGCACGGGCGCCGGAAACGUAGCUCCGCUAGUCAACGGCAAUCUUUCUCGAUGCCUCAUUCGCCGGUUGGUGCCGGAACGGUUGAGAGUGGUCCGGUGACCGGUGGUGGUGGAUUGCUACCGACCAGCCUAAGCUUUGACGAUCUCGAUUCGCUCGUUUGCGAUCUGAGCCCGUUGAAAAAUGUGCCCACUGGAAAAGCUUCAAAUCACGAGCACGAGGAAGAGGAUGAUUUGCUAGCCGAUCCGCUGGCAAAUGCAUCCAAUUUCGAUCUAACUGCAUAUAUUACUGGGGACGAUGAUUCCGCGGCGCCCUGUUGCGAGACAAAUGGGCUGCGUAAAGUUGAACCGGUGCAGUCCCCGCCGAAGCGUGUCCUUCCUAAAUCGCGGGGAAAAGAACUGAAGGUGCUUCGUCAGCAUAUGCUGCCUCUGGAACAUCAGCAUAACGACGCCGAACCAGAACCGAUGUCGAACGUUAAACGGGACAGCGCAGCAAAAGCGGUCCGGAAGCUAACGAUGGACGACGCUGAAAGUAGUGAUGCAGAAGAUGAGCAAAUAGCACAACAAACCAAUAGUAAAAGAGUUGAAAAUCGAAACGAAACAAGAGGGCUACGAAGAGGAAGUAAACGAAAAUUAGUGGACGACACCGAUAAGGACCCUACGUGGAACCCGAACGGUGGCAGCAGCAGUAGCAGUAGCAGCGGUAAAUCCAAACUUGAACCUAAGGUAGCUCAGCAAAAGCAGUCAACGACAAGUUGCGCUACUAGUUCGGUUGGUGUAGGACAGAAUGUUUCUACUAGUAAACCAGUCGCUGGUAGUUAUCAGUGUAGUAGCAGUAGUGAAGAGGGUGAAAAACUGUCUUCAAAGCCAACGCCUUCUGCAAUGGUGAAGAAGGGCAUGAAGUUUGGACAAGUGAUAAAGACGGAGUCAUCAGCUACACGAUCUCAAGCUCCUGGUAGUAUAUCGAAAAAGUCUCCUGCUGCUACCCCUAAACCGGUUGACGGCCCUACGAAAGUGGAAGGUGGUCGCGAUCAUCAUCAUCAAGUGCACACGAAUGUUUACCGUAAGAAGACCAACGUGAAACUAGACCACGACUACUGCUCACCCAAGCGGGGCUCGCUUGCACUAGCGAUAACCGGUGGCAGUGUCCCAGGAUCGGCCAAUGGCGCAGUUACCAGUGGCCAACCUCGCAAAACCAUUGAGAUUCCGUUUCUGCUGCCAACGAAAGAGCAGCUACGGCAGGAACGCAAAUUGCAGAAGGAACGGAAGCGCGCCGACCAAACAACUACGGUGGGGGCAGCCAAAAAGCAGCCGUUGGUACAAUCUGGUGCGAAUUCCACGUCGUCUGAUAAUGGGAAAGAUAAGCAAGUCCAGCAGCACCGAGAUGGCAGUGUUGCUGCGAGUAAGAGUGCGCACAAGAUAGCAGCAUCUUCGCGCAGUAACGGUCUGUUAUCCAAUAAUUCGCUGGACGAGCACGCCCUGCUGCCGACAUCCGAAGGGAAACGAACUGAUGUAAAUAAAACGUGUGUAAAUAGGAUCGCUACUCCAGUCGGCAGCAGCAGUGGUGGCGCUAAUGAAGUUAGCCAAUCGGACGAGCGCGUAUUGGAUGUGGUGAAGAAGUGUGCGACGCCGCUUCCUAAUGCCUUCGGAGGCAGCAGUAUGAAACGGCAGGUUUCACUGUUAAAGAUAAAUCAGCCCAUUGCAGCAGCGACGGUGGCAGCAGUCACGAUACCACCGGCCAAAGCUGAUGGUGUCACAACGAGUCAUGUGAGUAACAGUAACGGUGCACAGGUGAACACCGGUGAUACGAUAAGCAACAGCCAGCAAGAAACGAUUGCAACUCGCAAAGCCGACUCGACGACGCACCAUGAAGUUUCGGAAGCGAGCAAGCACGAAGUGGUAGUGCGUAAAAAGCUCAACUUACAGGAGUACAAAAAGCGCCGUGAACAUCCGGAGUCUACGCCAGAAGGUGGUUCAAAGGCAAGUGUCCCUAGCAUCCGCCAGCAAAGUGUUAGCAAGGACAGUAGUAGUACGAGUAAUGAUAGUCCGGUAAACUCUUCAAGCGGGUAUAGCAAUAGUGGUAAGUGUUCGGUGUUAAAUGGUGUGGGGAUGGUGAAACCAGAACCACCGACCCAGAUAGCCAAGCCAGACAAGCAAUCGCUGCAGCAGAAUAGCCACAAACCCCAGGCUCCGCUGGAUCCUAUCUCUGCCGCAAAGAUGAAAGCAUUGCGCAUGCAGCAGCUGAAGAAAGAGGCAGCAAUCAAAUCGAACGAAGUGAAACUCAGCCAAAAAACCAUCCCUCUUAUGCCGAUUCUACCGCUGGCACAGAUCACCUCGCUUGAGUUCGACGAGCACGGCAAUCCGUUACCGUUGGACGAAGCAUCCAGCAAAGCAAGAGCAGAGUUGGCCAAUGCUGCAAACGAUUCGUUAAAGUUGCAUCCGGAUUACGAGGAAAUCAUCAUCGUUUCAAUCGGUUGCAACACAUCCCUUACGAUAGAACCUUCUGAGAAAGACGUCCAAACGGACGUCAAUCACCUUCCAAGCAGUGUGGAGGAUGGUCAGCGUCAGCAUCAGCACAAUUCAAAGCAUGAAUCGGGCUCGGAAAAGGAAGCGACACGACUGUUGAACAUAUCGGACACCAUCAAACGAUGCUGCCCGUCGGUCGACACAAUGCCCGGCAGUUCGCUCAUUGCCAGCAUACAGGAGGUGAUGAUAAAGAAAUCAAACAAAAGCACAUCCAAUCACCACGGUCCAAUCGGCACGGAUGCAUCGCUCGCGGAGGGUGCAGUAACACUGAAAGCCGAAACAAUGCCAGCAGCUUCAUCUGCAAAUGCGGCAAGUAAUGUUGGUGUAUCGGCGCGUGACCAGCAACAGUAUGUGCUGCACCAGACCUCACCGUACGUGGGCGUAUCGCCUCCGAGUUCUUUCUCGCCGGGCAAACCAGAACGGGCACAAACAACAAACGCUCGUACGAUGGGUGGUGCCAGUCCGGCCAAACAAAGUCGCACCUCAAAGGUGCAUUCUUGCCCUCCUGUUUCUGCGACCACUACUACUACUGUGGUAACGACACAGACCGACACAGAUGCCACCGCCGUGGCAGAACACGGCGAAGACAAAGUGAUCAUGCAUUUGCGAAAAGAUCGCGUACGGGCACAGCGCAUCGAUGCAGCAACACAAACCGAACCGUGCGGUCGGUUUCCUCCGCUGUGUAAGCUUUCUCUCCCGAGCGUGUUACCGAUUGAUGACAGCAGCAGCAGCAGCAGCAGUAAGGAUUCUUCUUCCACUAAUCUUGCUAGACAGCAGCGCGAGCAGCAGAAGCGCCCCGAACGGCGGCGAUCGUACCGUCGGCACCGUCACCGACACGGUAGCGAAUCCGAGCUAUCCGAUGCAGAUUCGGAUGCAACGGCCGAUCGCGGUCUGUCUAGUCGCUCAAAAUCGCACCGAGAACAGCAGCAUCAUAGGGCGCGGGAUCGCCACAGCCACAGUCACAGUCGCAGCCGCAGUCGGCAUCGUUCCUCACGACGCCGAUCUUCGUGUUCGUCUGGUUCGCGAUCGCGUUCGCGCAGUGGUUACUCUUCUCGCGUGCAUCCUAACCAUCAGCAGCAGCCGCACGGUAUUGCCAGUGGCGGCGGAUGCAACAACAACAGCAGCCGCUAUUCGCGCAGUCGCCGAAAAUCGCGCACGUGCUCGAGGUCGUCCUCCUCGACGUCAUCGUCCCGGUACGGUAGUCGUGGCCGCCGCUCGCUGUCGUCCUCCUCCUCCACCAGCUCGAUGUCGUCCUCGGAUGCGUCCGAUAGUGGUCGUCGUCAUGGUGCGGUGCAUCGUUCGCGCAGUCGCUCCCGCUCGCCACGAUCCCGUUCCCGGUCGGGCAAACGGUCGAGUUCGCCCGACCGUCAACACUUUCACGCGCGAGAGCGUGUCAACAACCAUCGUCGUGCAAUCUCACCGGAGCGCAACAUUGUGUACGUCGGUCGGUUAGAGAGCACCGUAAGCAAAGAAGAUCUACAGCAGAAAUUCCAACCGUACGGUAAAAUUGUCAAAAUUACUUUGCACGUCAAGGCCAAUGGCUCUCGGUACGGGUUUGUGACGUUCGAGAAACCGCAGCAUGCGUACGAUGCAAUCGAUGCUUGCGGAACUGAUCCUAACCUGCGGAAUUACGACGUCAGUUUUGGCGGACGCCGAGCGUUCUGUCGCACACAGUACGCGGAUUUGGACGGAGAAGUGUCCAACGAUCACGAUCAUCUGAUGCCAUACGUAACGCUCGAUGGGUCGCUACUGCUUCCCGCCCGGGGACCCCUUCCCUACAGUGUCCCAGCCGUCUGCCACAAGGAACCGAUGAUGUACGGGGGCGGUGCGAUGAUAAGCGGCAGCGGCACCGGCGGCGAAAGCUUCGACGAUUUGCUGAAGAAGUUCAAGAAGGAGAUAUGUGCACGAAGAACAUGACCUCGCUGCUGCUGGUUAGACAGGAAGUCAGAUUGGGAGUGGGGCCAGCAUCACCAUCACCAUCAUCAACGGCAGGACACCCGCCACGACGACAAGCCAGGGUUUCGUAGAGAUGGGAAAGUCGAAGUAUUGUUAGGAACAGUUUUCCUCUAUAUUCAUUCUACCUCAUGUUUCACAACAAUAAGCGCGUUUCGGUUCGAUGUGUGCGUGCAGAAUGAUGCAGGACGAGCGGCGCGCAGCGCAUUAGAACUAAGCGCAAGGCAACACACAAUUGGGCUGACUGAAUGGAAAAGGCAAAUGAAAAUAUCUGUGAUUGUUUCAAUGGAAAUCCUGUCGUUGUUGCGUUGUUUGGCGUUAACAGGUGUCGGCGGUGGCUGCUCUGAAAUGGAAGGAAGAUUCUAGGGUUUACCGAACGCAGCAAACACACACAGUAGUAGCGCUACGUAGUCUCUCUAUCUCUAUCUUAAAACGCGUGAUCCGUCGUUCGCGUUUGUUUGAGUUUGCCAUUUAACUGUGGUCGCGAACGCGCUCAUUUGGUUGGUUCGAUAUUGAUGCUUAAGUUGUUCCACUGCCGAACCCUCCCUCAAAACUCCUCCCCGAGUUAGGAAGUUGAGUUGUACAGUUUAUGCUCUAGUGGUAGUAGUAGUAGUAGUAGUGGAAGUAGGAAGAAGCAGCAAGGAUUAAUUGCAAUAGGAAGGUGUCAUGUGCGCACUGUCGCCGCCGCCGCUGCUGCAAGAAGUGCGAAGAAGUAGGGCGUGAAAAAGAAAAUAUUUGGAUUGGUUUCCAUUCUCUCACGGCGCAAGCCUUUUUAAAGCCACGGUCUGCUUUGUGUUUGGUUAGAAGAGGAAAAACAGUUCCACUUGUUUACCAUUGUUCCCGCCCGCCUGUCGCGCAAUCCUCAACGAACUUAGUCUGCGUUAGCGUAGGUAUUUUUAUUUCCCUUGCUUCUUUGUUGUGUGUUGUCGCCACACAUGUGAGAUGUGCACGCGUAAAGACAAUAUUGGAAAGGCAUUUUUGUUUUUUAAACUAAAAACUCAACACACGCAUCCAUCCAAAGCAGCGAAAUGUAGCGGCGGGCGCGGCACGAUCAUAGUGUGAGCGAACAACAUACAAAAAAGGGGCACUAGGAUUUCUUUUCUUUUUUAUUACUUUGUUUUUGUUCCAAUAUUGUGUUGUAUUAUAUGCAUACUGGGCGAAGUUAGUCAAUGUAUGAAAUUUACCAAUUAAAUUCCGCGUCGCUAUCAUCGCGAAACAUACAGAUAUAGGCUUUGAAAUUUUCCAAUUGUGUUCUUCUGUUGUCUCGGUGUUUUUUUUUUGUAUAUUCUGUAGCGUUUAGGAUACAUAUUUUUUGAAAUAAAAAUUGCAACACGGCAAAAGUAAAUAAAAGAUUGCGGAGAACGAAA
Molecule: messenger RNA, 7744 nt
Organism: Anopheles stephensi (Asian malaria mosquito)
Lineage: Eukaryota; Metazoa; Arthropoda; Insecta; Diptera; Culicidae
Gene: srl
Product: serine-rich adhesin for platelets
Exons: 7
Coding region: 828-6341 (1837 amino acids)
Biological process (GO): positive regulation of transcription by RNA polymerase II
Cellular component (GO): nucleus
Molecular function (GO): RNA binding; transcription factor binding
Source: RefSeq, a predicted model, not a curated record